AUGUCCCUGGCCGAUGAUGUUGACCUAGAAGAGUUCAUCAACCAGAAGGAUGACCUUUCAGGCGCUGAUAUUCGUGCCAUGUGCAGUGAAGCUGGUCUCAUGGCAUUGAGAGAGCGCAGAAUGAGAGUGAACAUGGCCGACUUCAGACAGGCAAGAGAGAGCGUGCUCAAGACCAAGAGCGAGGGCGAGCCCGAGGGUCUUUAUUUGUAG
Messenger RNA from Aureobasidium musti, 210 nucleotides. The record is from the annotation of a GenBank genome assembly. NCBI's taxonomy places the organism in Eukaryota, Fungi, Ascomycota, Dothideomycetes, Dothideales, Saccotheciaceae.